AUUAAACGCUUUGCUUCGCCAACAUCGAUGGGAGAAACCUACAUCAAUCCUUAUGAAGUCCACAAUCAGGGUGACUCUGGCAUCACACCUACAAGUCGCGGCACUACCGCAACUCUCGACGGCUCCGUCGAUGAACCGCCUAUACGAAGCGCGGGCUCGUCCCAUUAUCUGACUGAAAAGCCAGGNGGCGAGACUCGCUGCAUAGAAAACAUAUCCACGAUCGCAGUCGGAAACGACCAUGAUCAUAAUGAGCUUGCUGUUUGUGCUCAUACCCUGACCGGAAUCGAAGUUGCACGACGCCUUCAGACCGAUGUUGAAGAUCAUGAUCGUACUGAUAUCAAGACAGUNAAAGGUCUCUGCCAAGCUGAUUGCGCCUUGCGUCGCGAAAAAUAUGGUCGUAACAAGCUCGAAAGCUCUGGAGGUGUAACCUGGUACAAGAUUCUUCUUCGACAGGUAUCUAAUAGCUUGACCCUUGUCUUGGCCAUUGCAAUGGCACUAUCCUACGGUACUGGAGACUUUAUCGAAGGUGGUGUCAUUACUGCUGUCAUCGUCCUGAACAUCAUUGUCGGGUUCUUCCAGGACUAUCGCGCUGAGCAAACGAUCCAAUCUUUGCGUGCCAUGGCAGCACCUGCUUGUCGUGUGAUCCGUGAGAACGGUACCAUGCUGAGUAUCAAAGCCGAAGACUUGGUUCUUGGAGAUGUUGUACAGCUUGCCACUGGUGAUAUUGUACCUGCCGAUUUGAGACUUUAUUCAAGCAUCAAUCUGGCAACCGACGAGGCGCUACUUACUGGUGAAUCCAGACCUUGCACCAAGGAUGCCCUCGAAACUCUCAUUCAGACUGAAUGUCCUCUGGGUGAUCGUAUCAACAUGGCUUACUCUUCCACGACUGUCACACGCGGAAGAGCUCAAGGUAUCGUUACCGCGACUGGUAUGACCACCGAAAUUGGCAGGAUCGCUCAGCUCCUUCGCGAGAAGAAAGAUUUUGAAGACAGCUCGUCCUCCGUCUCUCGUGUGCUAGGACGAUCUCUCCAUGGUAUCAAGAGCGCGCUUGGACUUAUUGGCACUCCUCUCCAGGUCAAGCUAUCCUACUUUGCUUUACUCUUAUUCGCACUCGCCAUUCUCUUGGCGAUCAUCGUCUUCUCCACCAGUCUUUGGGAUAUCGACGGUGAAAUACUGAUUUACGGCAUCUGUGUCGCUGUAGCGGUCAUUCCAGAGUCUCUUAUUGCUGUACUGACCAUCACGAUGGCUAUUGGCUCCAAGGCCAUGGCUGCUGGCAAUGUUAUUGUCCGCAAGCAAGCCGCUCUCGAGGCUGUCGGUGGUGUCACCAACGUCUGCAGCGACAAGACCGGUACCCUCACUCAAGGCAAGAUGCUCGCCAGGAAAGCUUUUCUUCCAAGUGGAAGACGUUUGAAAGUUGUCAACGAAUUCAGCCCGUUCGAUCCGACUCGCGGAGAUGUAUUGAUUGAUGAUGUUCGUCUUGGCCCAGCUUCGUUGAAUGAGAUUGACGAGCUCCAUUACUUUUUCUCGACCAUCGCAUUGUGCAACAUGUCCAACGUUAUUGGACCUCACAACGAUCAAACCCUAUGGUCUGCCACUGGCGAACCCACAGAGAUCGCCUUGCAAGUUCUGGCGCGCCGUGUCGGACAUGGCAAAGAUGAAGUUCUCUCUCGUACUGGCAUGUCUCUGCUUACAGAGCACUCUUUCGACUCGUCUGUCAAGCGCAUGUCUGUUGUCUACAGCCUCGCCGAACGAAAUCGCACUAUUGUAUCCUUCACCAAGGGUGCUACCGAGGCACUUCUGUCUUUGCUCGAUAUGGAGGAUGGUCAACGUCGCGAAAUUUUGCAUCAAGUCGAUACCAUGGCCAGUGAAGGUCUACGUGUUCUCUGUCUUGGUUACCGUCAUCUCGAUGAAGCCGAUCUCGGAUCUAUUACCGAGCGUACUUUUGUUGAGGCCGAAGGUUCGCUUACUUUUGCUGGUCUUGUUGGACUCUACGAUCCUCCUCGCUUGGAAUCUGCUGGCGCAAUCAAGCAAUGUCAAGCAGCUGGCAUCGUGGUUCACAUGCUCACUGGAGACCAUCUCAAGACAGCGACCACGAUUGCGAAAGAGAUUGGCAUCCUUGGGCCUGACGUAUAUGGCUCGAAUGCUCAGACUGCUGUGAUGACUGCGAUGGAUUUUGACAAGCUGACUGAUGACGCUCUUGAUGUAAUGAAUCCAUUACCGUUUGUCCUCGCGCGUUGCAGUCCGACCACCAAGCUUCGCAUGUUGGAAGCACUUCACCGUCGUGGUCGCUACUGUGUCAUGACAGGCGAUGGUGUGAAUGACUCGCCCGCUCUCAAGGGCGCUGAUGUCGGUGUUGCUAUGGGUCUGAAUGGCAGCGAUGUUAGCAAAGAGGCUGCAGACAUGGUUUUGACUGACGACAACUUUGCGUCCAUUGUCUCCGCCAUCCGCGAGGGUCGUCGUCUGUUCGACAAUAUCCAGAAGUUCUUGCUUCAUCUGCUGAUUUCGAACAUCUCGCAAGUCAUCUUGCUACUCACCGGUUUGGCAUUCAAGGAUCAUCAUAACGUGUCCGUGUUUCCACUCUCGCCAAUCGAGAUUCUCUGGGCCAACCUUCUUACCUCCUCUUUCUUGGCCAUUGGUCUUGGUAUGGAAGAGGCAUCCGCUGAUGUUAUGACCCGCGCUCCACACAGUCUCAAAGCUGGCGUGUUCACAAAAGAGCUUAUCGUCGACAAAUUCAUCUACGGCACUUUCAUGGGAGCCCUGUGUCUGGCUUCUUAUGUCAUUGUCGCUUUCGGUGUCGGUAAUGGGGAUUUGGGUUAUGACUGCAACGAGUCCUACAAUCCAUCCUGCGACUUGCCUUAUCGAGCUCGAGGCACAGCAUACAGCGUCCUCACAGUAUUGCUAUCCGUAAUGGCUUGGGAGGCGAAGCACCUCACUCUUGGGCUGUUCAACAUGGACAAUUCCACCAGCUUCAUCGGUAAUCUGAUGAAAAACCGCUUCUUGUUCUACUCGGUGUGUGCUGGGUUGCUGACGCCUAUCCUUAUCAUUUACAUACCUGUUGUCAAUAGACAAGUUUUCAGACACACCGCUCUGAACUGGGAGUGGGGGUUGGUGUUUGGAAGUGUUGUUCUGUUUGUGUCGCUUGUCGAGGCCUGGAAGGCUAUCAAGCGUCGCAAGGGCUAUGGAAAGAAGCUCUCAAGUGAGAAGUACAUUGAGAGGAGUGAUGACAGCAGUGUUUUGACUGCCGUUUAG
Messenger RNA from Aureobasidium vineae, 3249 nucleotides. Lineage: Eukaryota; Fungi; Ascomycota; Dothideomycetes; Dothideales; Saccotheciaceae. The record is from the annotation of a GenBank genome assembly.